Messenger RNA from Selaginella moellendorffii, 2953 nucleotides. Its product is annotated as nucleolar GTP-binding protein 1. Gene Ontology annotation, biological process: ribosomal large subunit biogenesis. The transcript has 17 exons. Bases 887 to 2185 code for a protein of 432 amino acids. The record is from RefSeq and is a predicted model, not a curated record. NCBI's taxonomy places the organism in Eukaryota, Viridiplantae, Streptophyta, Lycopodiopsida, Selaginellales, Selaginellaceae. Gene Ontology annotation, molecular function: GTP binding; RNA binding; GTPase activity. Gene Ontology annotation, cellular component: nucleolus.
UUUUGCAAACUCGAGUGGAGUGAAGAUAGAUCGAUCAAUGGAGCUAAAAGCUGCAGUUUUGCCUGUUGUGCUUGUGCUUGGAAUGAUACUUCACGUUGCAAUGGCUGCACAAGGAACCGCAACGUACUAUGACUCUCCAUACACACCAAAUGCCUGUGCAGAUAACAACCUUCCGGCUGAUCAUAUGUUUGCAGCGGGCAGUGCUGCGAUUUACAUGGGCGGCAGAGGCUGUGGAGACAUGUACACCGUCAAAUGUGUUCGGCAGAACAACCAGGGGCCCUAUGGUUGCACCAGCAAUCCUGGUCCUUACACCAUCAAGAUUGUGGAUUACUGCCCCGAGGGUUGCAAUGGGACUUUUGAUUUGCCUCACGAGCUGUUCCAGAAGAUGGCCGAUCCAAAUGCCGGCAACAUCAUUGUGGAGUAUCAGAAGAUUUGACUUAUAUAAAUCCCACAAAGGAUGGUGAGCAAGAGCGACAAAGCAAAGAAAUAAGAAUGUAAUAAAACUUGGGAAGGGACAACCAGGUUCUAGAAAGCAUUGUUUUUGUGCUUUGAUUCGUGUUUAUUUGUUGUUGUUGAGUUGCUCUUGUUGGUAAGUCCCGGGGACUUUUCAGUCCCAUCCCAAAAGAGCACACAAAGAUUUCUUGCAAGGAAAAAGAAGAAAACAAGGAGAAUCACAAAAGAACAAGACCAGACCCAACGCAGUAUCACACCUUUCUCUUUUCUAGUAGAGAUGCCAAGUUUCUUUCAAUACUGCAACAUUCUAACAACCUUUUGGACCCAAUCUCACAGGAAUUUCGCAAUCGCAGCGAUGUCAGCACUAGGUGCGAUUCAACGAAAUUUCUUUCUGUUUUUGGCUUCUUAGGGUUUUGGAGAGGGGAGGGAUUGGAUGAAGCUGGCGCUCCCGCAGCAGCAGCUCUGGCGACUGCCGCAUCGCAUUGGCACUCGGUUCGUUCAUUCGUUGCCGCCGUGCUCUUGCGCAGCACCAGAGGGAGGGGGAAGAGGAGGUGAUCUUCUUUCUGGUGUUCACCAGCCUGCGGUUCCCAGACCGACUCUCACCGAUGAUGAGCUCCGAUUGUUUAAGGAAUUGCAUCCAUCGGUGCAAAGUCAGCAGCCAGAUGUGGGAGCGUUUCAGCAACUCCCAAUGGUUGUUCCUGCCGAAGAGAUUUUGGCUUCCGCAUUGAAAGCUGCCAAAAGGGUUCCGCCGUCCAAAGCCAUCUCAAACAUCGCCAAGAGGGAGCGAAACCGCGGAGCAAGGCAGCUGGAUGCGUUGAUGAAGGAACUCUCAGUCCCUCUUACGACUUACUUCAAAAAGUUCCCCAGGAGCUACGAAUUACAUGCGUAUGAGAGGUCGCUUUUAGAGUUCACACUCGGAAAAGGCAAGUACGAAGAGAUCCUUGGCAACGUUUUAACUCUGAGGAAAAAGCUGACUCUGUGCGGGAAGAAUAUGGCCUCGCUGUGCUCCAAGUCAAGCACCAGAAGGGAGGCUGCAGAUCUAAAAGAUGAGGGAUUUCACGAGAUGACUGUUGUGUUCCACGAGCACGUUCAGUACCUUGAGGAUCUGAAAGAGACAGCUAAGACUCUCAGGAAGCUCCCGGUUGUCAAUCCUCGCGACCCAAUUCUAUGCCUAGUCGGAGCUCCGAAUGUUGGUAAAUCCUCUUUGGUGCGGGUGCUCUCUACGGGAAAGCCAGAGGUUUGUAACUAUCCAUUCACAACAAGAGCUAUUUCCAUGGGUCAUAUAAUGGAUUAUGCUUUUUCUUACCAGGUUACAGAUACUCCAGGUCUGCUCAACAGGAUUGAUGCGGACCGAAACGACAUGGAGAAGUUGACUUUAGCGGCACUAGCUUAUCUCCCAACGGCUGUUUUAUACGUGCACGACCUUACGGGAGAAUGUGGUACUAGCGUGCAGGACCAGUUUUAUAUCUAUAAAGAAAUUCGAGGAAGAUUUCCAAGCCGGCCUUGGAUCGACGUGGUGUCUAAGGCUGAUCUCCUGGAAGUGCCAGCUCUUCGUGAUGGCGAAGAAGUGGAUGAGAUUGUCCGGUACAAAACUUGUGGACCACCUGGAGCGCUGUGGGUAUCAGUGGAGACAAAGCACAACGUUUCCGAGCUGUCAUCGAGGGUUUUGGAAAUGCUGAGAAGUAUCUCGGAUCAAAGUAAAGAGAAAGCCGCUGUGGAUGAGGAGUCAUAACAUUAUCCACUGCUCGUUCUAGCAACCAUUCAAGCAAAAUGGAGCUAAAGCUGUGAGUUUUCGAUUUACUCAACACGAAAUGAUUUAAGCCUUUUAAGAAACUACUAUACAGGUGAGUUUUUAUCCGCAAGACGUGCCUCGUAUAAAUACUAUGGUCGGAUAAGGCUUGGCUGGCUGCUCUUUCGCUGCUAACUGACAGAAGCUCCUCUCAUGGCGACAUCAGCAGCACUCUCCAUCUCCAGCGGCACUGUUGCGUCGAGCUCGUGUCACGUAGGCGCUUACAGCAGAGGUUCAGUGGUGGGGAUAAGUAGCAACGGAGGCCGACGUCGAGGACCCAAAGUGGUGUGUGCCGUUGGUGAGCUCUCAUCGAACAGCACAAGCUACUUGAUCGCCGGGGCAAUUGGGAUUGCAGUAAUAGGAACUGCAUUUCCCAUCUUCUUCUCCCGCAAGGAUCUGUGCCCCGAGUGCGAUGGAGCGGGAUUCGUGAGGAAGACUGGUUCCAAGCUGACCGCGAACGCUGCAAGGAAGGAUAACACCCAAAUCGUGUGUGCUCGUUGCAAUGGACUCGGAAAGCUGGCUCAAGUCGACAAGUGAAUCAAAACGAGAUUGUUGUUGUGAUCUGUUUUCCUAGAGAAUAGGGAGUGUUUUUAGUUUGUUGUUUGUCCGUUGGGUCGUUUCAGCGGCCUUGUGGAGCAAAACUGCCUUGUUUUGCUCUUCAUUUCGACGUCAUUCCUUGCGUGCUUUACAAAGGCUUGGAUUCCUGGUUUC